Messenger RNA from Exophiala xenobiotica, 951 nucleotides. Its product is annotated as acyl-CoA thioesterase II. Gene Ontology annotation, molecular function: fatty acyl-CoA hydrolase activity. The transcript has 4 exons. Lineage: Eukaryota; Fungi; Ascomycota; Eurotiomycetes; Chaetothyriales; Herpotrichiellaceae. The coding region runs from base 22 to 951 and encodes 309 amino acids. Gene Ontology annotation, biological process: acyl-CoA metabolic process; fatty acid catabolic process. Gene Ontology annotation, cellular component: peroxisomal matrix. The record is from RefSeq and is a predicted model, not a curated record.
GCCUGUUCCAUACUGGUAAGGAUGGGCCGAGACGAUGGUCCCACGACCAAGGAGCUUGACUUCGAGGCGCAUAUCGAACUGACGCAGAUCGGACCGGAUACGUUCACCAACAUCCACCAACCAUGGCUCUUCCACAUCACAUUCACCGUGCCCGGCCCGCUGAUGAUGGCCGAGGCCGCCGCCGCCGCCUACAAAACGGUCCCGGACGACUUCAUGCUAGACACCCUACAAACGCACUUCAUGCUUGCCCCGGACAGCAAAAAGCCACUGGUCUACAGAGUGCAGCGUCUCAGUCAGGGGCGCCGCUUCGCCGUCCGGCUCGUGAACCUCGAGCAGGACGGAAGAAUCUGUGUGACGAUAACGACCAGCUUCAUGAGCGGCGCCUCCUGGACCGGUCGGGCCAUGACGCACUCGGAAUCGAUGAGGACGACGCGACGAAUCCCCGACAUCACGCUCGAUGACUUUGAAGAGAACCGCUCGCAUCUAGGACCCUUCAUGAAGUUCGAGAGACUUCCGCAUGUCCAGCAAGUAGUCCCGCCGGAUGAGAGCACAACCAUGGCGCCUGUUGUCGCGAAGAUCGAUCCUCCAAUCAAGGCACCGGCGGGAACCCUCGCGCACCUGCUCGGCAUGAUAUAUCUCUCCGACUACCAUGUCAUGGACUGUCCAUUGGCCAUCCACGAGGCGGACUUUGGCUUGUUCGCUAUCGGAGAUCACACGAGGACGAGGACGUCUUCGGGUAUGAAGAUCAUGACCAGUCUGAAUCAUACAGUCCACUUUCACGCCCAUGAUGGCUUCAGGGCCGACGAGCUGGUCUAUGUCGAGGCGACGAGUCCGUGGGCCAAAGAUGGGAGGGCGCUGAUUCAUUCCAAGAUGUUCAGCCACAAUGGCUUGCUGAUUGCUACUUGCGUUCAAGAGGCGUUCUAUGUGUUUAAGGAUGCUGCGAAGCUUUAG